Pistacia vera is the source of this 2637-nucleotide messenger RNA. RefSeq names its product probable LRR receptor-like serine/threonine-protein kinase At1g56140. Lineage: Eukaryota; Viridiplantae; Streptophyta; Magnoliopsida; Sapindales; Anacardiaceae. The transcript is spliced from 23 exons. Gene Ontology annotation, biological process: protein phosphorylation. The record is from RefSeq and is a predicted model, not a curated record. Gene Ontology annotation, molecular function: protein binding; ATP binding; protein kinase activity.
AUGGCUGGAGUAUGCACUGAGCAAAAUUGGAGUGAUUCCAAAAGAACUGGUGAAUUUGAAAUAUCUGACAUUUUUGUCAAUUGCCCACAAUCAUUCUCUGGCCAGUCCCCAAGGAGCUUGGAAACCUUAAGGGUUAACUGUUCUUCUUUGGUUCCAACAUUUCUCAGGAACACUCCCUCCGAACUUGGUAACUUAGCCAAGCUUGAGCAAAUAUACAUAAACAGUUGUGGAUUGAGUGGUGAAAUUCCCUCAUCUUUCGCUAAUCUUCGUAAUAUGCAAACUAUGUGGGCAUCAGAUAGUCCUUUUACAGGCAAAAUACCUGAUUUUAUUGGGAAUUGGAGCAAGCUCGUAUCCCUGAGAUUUCAAGGGAACUCUUUCGAAGGUCCUAUACCAUCAAGUUUUUCUAACUUGACCUCAUUGACCUCCUUGCGUAUCAGUGAUAUAUACAACAUUAGCUCUUCUCUUGAUUUCAUUAGAAGAAUGAGGAACUUAACUGACUUAUCUCUGAGAAAUGCUUUGAUCACUGGUAAUAUUCCUUCUGACAUUGGAGAAUACCAGGAGUUAAUGACUCUGGACCUGAGUUUCAACAAUUUAACUGGUGAAAUCCCUAGUGCUUUAUUCAAUAUCAGUUCUCUUACUUAUCUUCAGUUUCUUGGAAACAAUAGUCUGUCGGGAAACAUUCCGAGCCAAAAAAGUGAAAAUCUUCAAACCAUAGAUUUAUCAUACAAUUUUCUAUCAGGAACUUUUCCGUCAUGGGUGACUUCAAAUUUGCAACUGAAUCUGGUGGCUAACAACUUCGCAUUUGACAGCUCAAAUAGUAGUGUCUUCCCUGGAUUGAACUGUCUUCAGAGAAACUUCCUUUGCAAUAGGAAUACUCCACGCUAUGCAAAUUUUGCAAUCAAGUGUAGUGGUAAAAAGAUGAUAUCUGAUAACAUAGUUUAUGAGACUGAGAACACAUCUUUCAGUGCAGCUUCAUUUAAUGUAACGAGUACAGAAAAAUGGGCAGUUAGUAAUGUGGGGUUGUUUUCUGAUAGAGAAGAUCCAUCAUACGUGCAAAAUACACUUGUACAAGUGACCGGAACUCGAACGCCAGAGCUUUAUCAAACUUCAAGACUAUCCCCAGGAUCACUUAGAUACUAUGGCCUUGGUCUUGAGAAUGGUCAUUAUAAUAUAAGCUUGUUAUUUGCCGAAACAGUUUUUGAUGAUCGAAGCUCACAGACAUGGAAGAGCCUUGGUAGGCGUGUUUUUGAUAUCUAUAUUCAGGUGAACUUGUCGUGAGGUCAUAUUAAUAUUUUAAAGGAUUUUGAUAUAUCAAAGGAGGCAGGCGGUGUUAACAGAGCAAUUACAAAGAAUUUCAAUGCUAUUGUGUUUGAGAACAAUCUUGAAAUUCACCUAUUUUGGGCUGGUAAAGGUACUUGCUGCAUACCUAAACAAGGCGAUUAUGGACCAUCAAUUUUGGCUCUUAGCGUCGUUCCAGAUUUUGUACCAACUGUGAGCGGAAUACCGCCAAAUGCUAUACACAAAAAGAACUGGACAGGGUUAAUUGUUGGUGUUGCAGUCCCUUUGGGAAUUCUGCUCUUCAUACUGAUAUUUACAGUUUUUUACAUAAGGAAAAAAGAUGGUUAUGAUCAGGAAGUGCUACAAGCGAUAGGUCCUAAACAAAACACUUUCAGUUAUGCUGAGUUGAGAUCUGCAACAAAUAACUUCGACUCUUCAAAUAAGCUCGGAGAGGGAGGAUUUGGACCUGUAUACAAGGGUACACUUUCGGAUGCAAGAAUAAUAGCUGUAAAGCAACUUUCAGUGGGAUCUCACCAAGGGAAAACUCAGUUUAUAAAUGAGAUCGCCACCAUCUUUGUAGUGCAACAUCGUAAUCUUGUGAGACUAUAUGGUUGCUGCAUUGAAGGAACGAAAUGCCUUCAUAUAUCAAGUGUUGUUCGGUAUGAGAAUGCACAUUAUGAUUAUAUAUUCAUUGGAAAUAGUGAGUUGCAUCUUGAUUGGCCUACCAGGUUUAGUGUAUGCAUGGGAACGGCAAAAGGUCUAGCUUAUCUUCAUGAGGAAUCAAGACCAAAGAUUGUACAUCAAGAUGUUAAAGCAAGUAAUAUCUUACUUGAUGCCGAACUCUGCCCCAAAAUUUCAGAUUUCGGAUUGGCAAAGUUGUACGAUGACAAGAUAAGUCACAUCAACACCAGAGUUGUAGACACCAUAGGCUAUUUGGCGCCAGAGUAUGCAAUGCGUGGACACCUGACAGAAAAGGUUGAUGUAUUCAGUUUUGGUGUUGUUGCUUUGGAGAUUAUCAGUGGAAGAGCAAACUCUGACAAUAGAUUGGACACUGAAAAAAUUUAUCUUCUUGAAUGGGCAUGGAAUCUUCAUGAAAAUAACCGAAGUUUGGGUUUGGUCAAUCCCACAUUAACCGAAUUUAAUGAAAUUGAAGCUCUUCGAAUAAUUGGAGUUGGGCUGUUGUACACUCAGGCAUCACCAAUGUUGCGGCCACCCAUGUCAAGAGUUUUGGCCAUGCUUGCUGGAGACAUAGAAGUGGGCACUGUUACUUCCAAGCCAAGUUAUUUGACUGACUGGAAUUUUAAGGACAUAACAAGUGACUUUGUUAAUAAUGAAGAUAGUGUUGCAACUUCAUCUUAA